Syngnathoides biaculeatus (alligator pipefish) is the source of this 2733-nucleotide messenger RNA. RefSeq names its product bri3 binding protein (gene bri3bp). The coding region runs from base 201 to 893 and encodes 230 amino acids. The transcript has 3 exons. Gene Ontology annotation, cellular component: mitochondrion. Lineage: Eukaryota; Metazoa; Chordata; Actinopteri; Syngnathiformes; Syngnathidae. The record is from RefSeq and is a predicted model, not a curated record.
UGGGUUUAUCUCACAGAGGCCCCUUUGGUGAGGUCUGGAAGCGUAAUUUUAAAAUAUACGAGGUAAGUGAAUGCAAUGCAGCGCUCCUACGUCAACGUCCCAAGCUCCCACUGACAGGCGAGAGCAGAAAGCGGCGUCCUUUUUUUUGGGGGGGGUAGCAUCUUCAACACAUCCCCGACAUUAGAUCACCUAGGCGGACCAUGAAGGUGACUACGGGUGUCUUGCUUUUCCUGGUACUAUCCGCGUCCGUGAUCUCGGUUGCCCAAGCGGCCAGGAGCCGGACCGGGAGCCAGAACAGCUUCCGACGGGCGGCAAACGGCGUCUACCAGAUGCUGAGCAACGUGUUCGGGGAGGAGAACAUCCGAGGCCUCUACAAGUUCUUCUCCAAAGCAACAGAGCGCUUUGUUCAUGGCGUGGAUUCCUUCAUUGAUGCAGUGUGGAAAAUCUGGACUGAUCUCCUCGAUGUGAUGGGCCUUGACUCAUCCAACUUGAGUCAUUACUUUAGCCCAGCUACCCUGAGCGGCAACCCGGCGCGCGCCCUCCCCCUGGUGGCCGGUGUCCUGGCAGCCCUUUGGAUCCUCUCAGUGUUGCUCGGCGCCGUAUUUUACAUUCUGCACGCCGUAUUCGGCCGCUUCUUCUGGCUGGCGCGCGUGGUUCUACUGGCUCUGGCAUGUUUGUACGUGCUGCAGAAGUUCGAGGGCGACCCCGAGCGCACCGUGCUGCUGCUGUGCGUCAUUGUGGUGCUGUACUUCAUGACGAGCCCCGUGGGAGUUUACUGGCGACGCGGGGCCGGCUCGCUGGAGGAGAAGAUCCACCACAUGGACACUCAGAUCCGCUUGCUCAACAUCCGCCUGAGUCGUGUCAUCGACGGGCUGGAGCGCGUGGAAGAAUAGAAGCAGCAGCAGCAGCGCUUCUUCUAUCAGUAUUUCUACGUCCAAGAAUUUUACCCACUUGACUUCGUAGUCUAUUGUCCUCAAGAAUUUCAAGCCUUGCUUGCAUGACGCUCAGUACCUUUUGAGUCGCAUAUAGUGGUAUCUCCAAGGUCCAAAGAUGUAUCAACUCCAGAAAAUGGGCUUAAAGUGACAUUUUGUGUAAGUGACUCAGAAGGACCUCUUAAAUCCACAAGAAGAAACAAGGACUUUAUAUGCUAACUUCAGAUAUUUUCUUCUCACCUUCUUGUGAUUAAAAACCAACAGAAGGGACAAAGUUAAUUCUUUGAUGGUCAUCGCACAUUAUGACAUACAAAAUCCAAAAGAGAUUUUUCCUGACAAUUUCAAACUUGGACUUUGGUGGUACUGCUGUUUAAAAAAAAAAAAAAAAAAAAAAAUGAUCAAGUGGGCGUACAACACAGCCAAUAUGAAUAUUUUAUUUCAAGUAAAAAAUGAAAAAUGGGCCGCUUUAUUCCACAUUGUCAAAAUGUAGUGGUCAUGUUAAUUAGCAAAUACAUUGGGACACAGAGGAACUUGUCCCCCCAAAAAAACGUCUGAUAAAUAUUUUAGUCCACACAGUGUGUAUGCAUAUUUACAUGACUAUCGUUUCUACAGGAAUGUCUCCCCUAUCAUGGAUACACAAUACUCUCAGGGACUAAUUUGACAAAACAUUUCAAGUAUGAACUUUUUUUUUUUCUGCUGUGAUCAAAUGAUCCUGUUUCGGGUUAUUAUUAUAUUUUAAAUGGACUGUCACGUUUGUUUACUCCAGCCAGUUUGUGAAUUCACAUGGACAUACAAUCUGGACUCGAAAUGUCAUUUUGUACAUAAAUAUAAUGCUACACACAGAAGUCAUAGUAUCAACUUAUGUCAAUCGGACUUACAAACAUUGCAAAGAAUUCAGAACUGCAUGUUGUAAAUUACUUGAAAUUGUCAAAAUUAAAAAAUUUGCAUCUGUUUUCAGUAAUAUGAUCAAAUGUCCAGUAUAUUCUAUUACCUUGACCACAGAGCAAAAUCAGUUUCUUGCACUAAUUACUGCAUUUCAGUCAAUAUUACAACCAGUUAAUUUUUACUUUUGUGAUGUGAUGUAAGAAAUGUUUUUUUAAAAAAAAUGACAUUUUAAUGUUUUAUUCCAGGGGUGGGGCCAGUUUUUAUAUAGCUCCCUAAGGGCCAUACUCAUAUUUAGUAUGAGCUAAUUUUUAUUAUCCAUUUUUGGGCUUUUUAAAAUAUGUUUUUGAAUUGCAUGGCAGACCUUGUUAAAUCCCCUUGUGUGGCUCACAUGCCACUUGUUUAGUCAAAUACUGUCUAUGUGAGUAAUCUUCAUUGAGUAGCAGGUGACUUCUGGUUGUUUUACUACUAACAGCACGUGUUUUUUAGGAAAAACUGAUUUACAAGGCAGUGCGGAGGCAGUUUUUCUGACUAACUCAAUAGAUUGGAGUAGUGUUACACUGGAAAAGGGUCAAGUUUACAAGUCUUGCGCGUUUGUGGGAUUUUUACACAAAUUAAAAUGAAACUGAUUUUGCAACUGAACUGCAAAAUCAAAUUGUAUCCUCACUGUUCUUAUUACUCCAUUUCCAGCCUUUUUUUGUUAUGUGCCAACUUGAAUCAAUGUCAUUUUCAAAUUCUGAAACCCCCCCCCCUUUUUUUUUCUCUCAUAUGUAUUGUAGAAUAGGCCUUGUGGAGAAUUCAAAACUGUGAUUUUGUGUGUGUAUAUGCAAACAUGUUCAUGGGUAGUAAUUGAGUUGUAUGUGUGUCCAAUGGCAAAUGACUUCCGUAUUUAAAUGAAUUAAAACAAUUGAAAUAGAAA